Messenger RNA from Suillus bovinus, 546 nucleotides. RefSeq lists its product as uncharacterized. The transcript is spliced from 4 exons. Lineage: Eukaryota; Fungi; Basidiomycota; Agaricomycetes; Boletales; Suillaceae. The record is from RefSeq and is a predicted model, not a curated record. Bases 1 to 546 code for a protein of 181 amino acids.
AUGACCGAUUCACCCACGUCGCCCAAUGGCAUUGUUGAAAUCUUGAGCAUAGUCCUAGACCCGCUGAUCAUGUUUAAAAAAACUAUAGAUACUAUACAGGAAAUUAUCCCUGGUGCAGACAAUGACCUCAAGGAAAAGUUUCACUGGAUCAACUGUUCCCUCAAGAAUGCCACUCAAUUCAACUACAUGAUAGUAGGGAGCUAUUUUUCCUCGGGCUGCUACUGGAAAGCACCAGAAGGUGGAACACCGUUCUCUUCGACGAUGUUCUCUUGCUGUAAUGGCGAUGGAGCCAUCACAGGCAUGACAGGGGGCACAGCAUUCAAUCUGUGGCUCGACUCUGAGCAAUCGUUCAAGCUUCGCAGUCGUGAGGCUGGAUGGACCCUGCUCAGCUACGAUGCAGCCUGCAGAGAAGGAGGGCAUAUUCGGUCCAAGAACCUCUACAUGGGAAAGGAUGAGAAGGGCAACACUUCAAAGUUCUACAUUGAGGAUCUCAGCUUCGCCAGGCAAGGACCCUAUGUCGUUUGUAGUGCAGCAGGUUCCCGCUAA